UUCCCUGCUGCUGCAAUAGUAGGCCAAAACUGUGAUAGUAAUCACUGUUUCAAUUUCAAGAAUCUCAACUUUCUGAGCUCAUUACACAAUUUAGCGCAUACCCAGAUAAGUUUUUUCACUUUGGUAAACAUGGCUGAUGUUUCUGAAGCUGAAGGAGAUAGAGAAGUACCAAUUUGCCCUUCAAUUCCUUCUGGUGAACAAACGGUUUGGGCUGAUGCUUCAUCUGUUCUUCAGCUCGCCUGCAAUGAUCUUCGAGAUGGAGAGCUGAUACAUGCGGAAAAUUUUAAUCUUUUUGCUGCCAUGUCAGCAUUAGAGAUAAUGGACCCAAAGAUGGAUUCAGGCAUGGUACGCACAUACUAUUCAGUAGAUGAAGCUAUUGAGUAUGGUGCUGCUCCUAUUCCUUUGAGUUUUGACAAAACAGUUGAUGUGCAACGUGUCAUUGAUAUCAUGGAUCAUCUUCUUGCUUGUGAGGCAACAUGGCAUAAAGGUUGUUCACUGGCUCAAACUGUUUUUUCUUGCUUAUACCUUUUGAGGCCUGAUAGGACGUCAUCACAUGCGCUACUACAUUCAUAUUGCAGAGUCAUGCGUGCAACCUGCAAUGCGGUUGUCUGCACGGUCUCAGAUACACGCACAAAUGAAGAGGAAGAUCUCUUCACUAUGACACAUGGCCUUCCUCUAAAGGUAGAUGGAGAUGACAAAUGUUUGACAAUGCUACAUGCAGUCGAAGAAACAAUUGCUCGUCAAUUACGGGCUUGUAAAGCUACAUUGUCUAAGAAGAGAGUUACAGAAGAUAUAGAACCAUUACAAAAUAACCCUGAUUUGGAGGAAGGAUUCUGCAAAUCUUUGUUAUGCCGAUUACGUUUUCGUAAGCACUUUUACCAUGUUGUCACAAAUAUGAAGAGACCACAAGGCAGAGGUUUGGAAUUGGCAAAGAAACAUAUUGCUUGUUGCUUUGAAGAGUUAGAAUCCAUGAUUAAGUCAGCAGAAUUCUUGAGGUCUAUCAAUGCACCAGGAACUUUGGAAGAUGGAAUGAAAAAUGAAACAACAGCUUCAGGUUGUCAACCUGUUGGGUUUGAUUCUACCUUAAAUAGUAGAUUAUCGGCUCCAACUCCACCUCGUGCUAUUGAGACAAUUAGCUGGAAGAAGGCAGCUGAAUAUUUCCAAAAGCUUCUUCAUGAACUAGAGAUCAUAUGUUUCUACAGUUUAGAUCCAGUCUUUGAAGGUGUUUUACGAUUUGUGGUCGAGUUUCAAAAGUUUCAACCAGAAUUGGUUGCUAGAGCUCAUCUCCAGCAUUUGCUGGUUCAAGAUGGGAAGCUUUAUGGGCGUGACUCUGUCUUUGCUGUGAUUUGUAAAGCUUCUUUGUUACCUGAGGUGGCGAAGAACCAUGAUAUUCAGAAGAACGAAACUGUUGUACAGCUUGGGCAAUUGUUAAUCACUUUGCUUCGAGUUCUUUGUACCAACAUUUCGUGGCAACGGCGUAAACUUGGAAAGAUUUUGCAAGAUUGGCGCAUCAUACACGUACAGCUGGAACUGGCUUUUAGGAAAGAGUGCGGAGAUAUCUCAGCCACUUCAAGUAACGAGAAUAUUUGCAUGAAGAUAUGCAGACACAUUCUCAUAUGGGUGGAGGAGCAAACAUACUGGAUUGCUUCCCGUUUCCUGAUGUUGGGCUUUGAAUUAGACUUGUAUUCUACUGGUGAAUAUUGUAUGGUCUAUUGGUACAUGUAUAUUAUCCUGAUCAAGCUUGCGGAGAGAACACAUAUGAGGGAAAUGACAAGCAAUGAAAUCAGUAAAAAGAAAGGGAAGAAGAAAAGAGAUUUGGUGAAAGAUGGAGGAAAAGAUAAUCAACUCCCACCUGCAAUUUUGUUUCUUCAGUGCCAUGUAUAUCUCGCUGAAGGUCUUACCAUGAUGCUUGCAGCUUUGAGGAAUGAACGGCAAAUCUAUCUCAGCACAGGACCUUUCAAUAGUGAGCAUGAGAGGUUUGUCCAGCACUUUGAGUUGCUUCUGAAAGCUUGCCUGCCUGAUCAUGUCUCAUACUAUUCUUUCGAGGAGACAACUGCUCAUGCUCGUCUAUCUAGCGUGUCUAUGUAUAACUGCUUCAAAGAAACUCAGAGAAUAGCAAAGGAGCUAAGGAGCAAUUUUUCUAAUGAUUCGGAUAAAAUGGCAGAGCUUCGACGUAUCGAACAGGUUGCUGAACAUAACAGUGUUGCGCUAAGUCUUAUUUCCCGGCUAGGGGCUGUUGACGCGUCGCUUAAGGUUCAAUUCGAGUUCAGCCACCAUCCUUUCUUUGCCACUGCUGUGGUAAAGAGAUCUUGAAGA
Solanum verrucosum is the source of this 2316-nucleotide messenger RNA. RefSeq lists its product as uncharacterized. The record is from RefSeq and is a predicted model, not a curated record. Gene Ontology annotation, biological process: N-terminal peptidyl-methionine acetylation. Bases 130 to 2313 code for a protein of 727 amino acids. Gene Ontology annotation, cellular component: NatC complex. The transcript has 16 exons. NCBI's taxonomy places the organism in Eukaryota, Viridiplantae, Streptophyta, Magnoliopsida, Solanales, Solanaceae.